Molecule: messenger RNA, 1326 nt
Organism: Asparagus officinalis (garden asparagus)
Lineage: Eukaryota; Viridiplantae; Streptophyta; Magnoliopsida; Asparagales; Asparagaceae
Product: F-box protein At3g07870-like
Exons: 1
Coding region: 217-1326 (369 amino acids)
Molecular function (GO): protein binding
Source: RefSeq, a predicted model, not a curated record
UGAUGUACCUAGGUACAGUUUUAAUUGCAACAUGCCUCUGACAAUGCUAAACCAAAACAUGGACCAUAUUACUGAGAUGGAGAAUACGGAAACAUUGCUAUUAUGCUUGGAAACAAUGUCAAACAUUCUUUCUUAAUUUAUUUUUAAUCAUGAUAUUGCAUUGCACGUGUAAUCUAACUAGUAUAUAUAUAUAUCUAACUAGUAUAUCUAUCUAACAUGGCCUCCCCUGAAAUCAACAACGAAUACUCAUCAAACCCGUCCCUCCCUUUCGACAUGGUCUCCGACAUCCUCCUCCUCCUCCCCGUGAAGACCCUCUCGCGCCUCAAGCUGGUGUCCAAAUCGUGGCUCUCCCUCAUCUCCAGCCCCUCCUUCAGGUCGUCCCACCGCCGAUCCGAACGGAACCCUCUCCUCCUCGUGGCGACCUCCGAAAGCGACGGUGGGGGACACCACUUUCACGUGCUAGACUACUACAAGAAGCGAGGAGGAGGAGGGAAAGCCCUACUAGACCGUGAAACCACCACAGGCUACUACUCACCGAGGGUGUCGUCGUGGUUCCACAGGAGGCUCGUCUUCUCCUGCGGCCUCGACCUCGUCUGCAUGUACGAUCCCGAUGACUUCUACAUCCGAAACCCUGCGACCAGGGAGCAGAUCACUUUGCCCAGGAAAUCUUCGGGGUUUCCUGGGCACGGCGGCCACGCGGUUGCAUUCGCUUACCUUCCUUCUACAGGGGAAUACAAGGUGCUCCGUGUGUUCGGUGUGUCUCCUUUCUUAAGUCUCCAGCACCCAAUUAGAAGAAGUGAGGUCUUCACACUUGGGUCAGGGAGAUGGAGGGAGAAGGAGGGCCCCUCCUUUUGGGUUCACGAUGAUAACUCGGCCGUCGUCGACGAAGCCGUGCAUUUCCUGCCAGGUAUUUUUACAUGGCGGCUGGCUGUCGGUGACCUGCACCACGAUGACGACGAGGCAAUAGCCCGGUUUGAUCUCAAGAAGGAGAAAUGGUCAAAGCUACCGCUGCCCGGCAUAAGACAUUUCUCACGGGACUCUCGUGACGAGGCGUGGGACUUUCGCCUGACGCGGCUGGGCGGAUCGCUGUGCAUGGAGUGCUCGGGGCGAUCGAGGGUCGAUCUGUGGCUGCUGGAGGAGGGCCGUAACAGCUGCGCGUCGUGGGUGAAGGCGUACAGCAUCGAUCGCUGCUGCUAUCCUCAUCAGUUGGAAGAGCGCUGUUGGAGAGGUCCGACGGCAAGCUGCAGGUCUACAACCCAGCGGAAAAACGAGUUGAAGCGACGAUCUUUAGUGGGGAGAGCAACUUCGGGGUCAGCUUCUACGUAG